AUGGACAUCAACAAAUACUUCUCCAGGCUGGGAUACAAGGCUUCCUGUAAACCGGCCAACAGGGAAACGCUUUGUGAGAUAAUGCAUCACCACAUCAUGGCGAUACCAUUUGAAAACCUCAGCGUUCAUUGCAGAGAACCCAUCUCUCUCGACAUAGAAAGCAUUUUUCAAAAGAUUGUGAUGAAGCAAAGAGGUGGUUGGUGUUCCGAACAAAACCACCUCCUCUUCUGGGCUCUGAAGACCAUCGGCUUCGAUGUGGUCAUGCUGGCCACUCAUGUUUACCAGCCCCAUCUGGACAAUUACAACCCACUCGCAACUCAUCUUCUACUCAAGGUGACACUAGAUAGCAAGACGUACAUCGUUGACGUUGGCUUUGGAUCUUCCCUUCAAUUUUGUCAACCUUUAGAGUUAAAGAGUGGGAUGGACCAGCCGCAAAUUCCCGGCAUAUUUCGCCUAAUGGAAAUCAAGGGAAUGUGGUUCUUGGACAAGAUAAGGAGAACCCAGAUGGUUUCCAAUAGCUCGUUUUCAGAAACGGAACUGCUUGAUAAAGCGAGUUAUAGGAAGAUCCACUGCUUCACUCUACAGGAGAAGACUAUAGACUACUUUCUUGAAUCCUGCAAGUUCCACCAAACAUCUCCAAAAUCAGCCUUUUUCAACAAAUCCGUGUGCUCUCUCCAGGUUAGUAACGGUGUCCGAACACUAGUUGGCUGGACAUACACGGAAACCAAAUACAACUAUCGAAAGAGUGUGGAUCUGGUGGAACUUAAAACUCUACAAAAUGAUGAAGUGGAAAAAGUUUUAAAAGAAAAAUUUGGCAUUGUUUUAGAGUCUCCGCUUGUCGUAGUUAAUAAUUCUGGCAACUACACCAUUUAA
Staurois parvus is the source of this 873-nucleotide messenger RNA. The record is from the annotation of a GenBank genome assembly. Lineage: Eukaryota; Metazoa; Chordata; Amphibia; Anura; Ranidae.